Molecule: messenger RNA, 1148 nt
Organism: Argentina anserina (silverweed cinquefoil)
Lineage: Eukaryota; Viridiplantae; Streptophyta; Magnoliopsida; Rosales; Rosaceae
Exons: 6
Coding region: 128-1036 (302 amino acids)
Biological process (GO): biosynthetic process
Cellular component (GO): cytoplasm
Molecular function (GO): isomerase activity
Source: RefSeq, a predicted model, not a curated record
AGCCUCUGAUAUACUGGUCAAUCAAAUAAAAAAGGAAACUCGAUCCGGAAAUUUGCAACAGCCACCGGUAGGCCUCGAUUGACUCUUACACACCAGCAAAUAGUGGGUUUCUGCAUAACCAUAUUCCAUGGCAAAGAAACCUGUGAAAUACUAUGUGGUGGAUGCUUUCACUGACUCAGCUUUCAAGGGGAACCCAGCAGCAGUUUGCUUGCUAGAGGAAGACAGAGCUGAUCUAUGGAUGCAAGCUCUGGCUGCCGAGUUCAAUCUGUCCGAGACAUGCUACUUGUUUCGCCUCACUGGCUUGGAUCACUUGCCUCCUUUGACAUCCACACCUAGGUUCAGUCUCAGAUGGUUCACUCCUGUUGCUGAGGUUAAGCUUUGUGGUCAUGCAACAUUGGCAGCUGCUUAUACCCUCUUUAUGUCGGGUUUGGUUGAUUCCAACAUUAUUGAGUUUUCUACCUUGUCAGGAAUACUAACAGCUAAAAAGGUUACUGAGCAUGUUGAGGCAGCCAAUGGUUCACAUGCGAAAAUUGGUGACGCACAAGAUUCUUGUUUUGUUGAGCUGAAUUUUCCUGCUGACCCAUCUUCUGAAUUCAAUUCUGCUGAGGUUUCGUAUAUUUCCAACGCCUUGGGUGGUGCUCCUGUGGUUGAAAUAAUGAGGACAGUGGCAGAUAAUCUGCUUGUGGUGGUUCCAUCUGGAAAGACUGUUGCAGAUUUGAUGCCACAGAUUGAUGCAAUUGAAAAAUGCCCUGGUGGUGGAGUGAUUGUAACAGGAGUUGCUCCUCCAGAGUCUGAUUUUGAUUUUAUCAGUAGAUACUUCUGCCCGAAAUUCGGGAUCAACGAGGAUCCUGUUUGUGGUAGUGCACAUUGUGGCUUAGCACCAUACUGGUGCAAAAAACUGGGAAAGUGUGAUCUUGUUGCGUAUCAGGCAUCACCUAGAGGGGAAACACUAAACAUUCAUCUGGGUGAGAAAAAUCAAAGGGUCUUACUCCGAGGGAAGGCGGUUACUGUGAUGGAAGGAACUGUUCUAGUUUGACAUUGUAGUGAAUUUCCACUAAACUGAAAAACAUUUGAAAGAAAUAAAUUAAAUUGUUGUGAAGUUUCCCCUAUGUUUGGAAAUUGAAACUAUAAUCACACCAUAAGUUCAU